Serpula lacrymans var. lacrymans S7.9 is the source of this 897-nucleotide messenger RNA. RefSeq lists its product as uncharacterized. Bases 1 to 897 code for a protein of 298 amino acids. The record is from RefSeq and is a predicted model, not a curated record. Lineage: Eukaryota; Fungi; Basidiomycota; Agaricomycetes; Boletales; Serpulaceae. The transcript is spliced from 5 exons. Gene Ontology annotation, molecular function: oxidoreductase activity.
AUGUCCUCGUCUUCCACCGCCUUGACCACAGACAGCCCAUACACCAUGCCAAGAGUCUGGUUCAUCACAGGCGCAUCAUCAGGAUUCGGCUAUCUAGUCACCCAACAAGCCCUCAAAGCAGGCGAUAACGUCGUCGCCACCCUCCGCAACCCAUCUGCCCUCACCGCCCUCACCGCCCUCUACCCCCCCUCCCAGCUCCUCGCCCUCCCCCUCGACGUCACCGACCCCUCCUCCAUCACCGCCGCCUUCCAGCACGCACGCGCCACCUUCGGGCGCGUUGACGUCGUGUUCAACAACGCUGGGUUCUACGUCGUGUCCGAGGCGGAGGGCAUCAGCGAUGUGCGCGCCCGGCAGGCGUUUGAGGUGCUCUUCUGGGGCGCCGCGGCGGUGUCGAGGGAGGCGGUGGCGUUCUUUAGGGAUGUGAAUGAUCCGAGGGGGGGAAGGCUCCUCCAGAUGUCGUCGCGCACGGCGCUGGAAGGGCCGGCAUGCUCUGUCCACUACGCAGCUGCCAAGGCAGCUUUGGAGUGUUUGUCCGAAGGAUAUGCCGCUGAGCUCGACCCUAAGUGGAAUAUCAAGAUAACUAUCGUCGAGCCCGGGCUGUUUCGCACGCCCGCCACUUCGAACUGCAUCAUCGAGCCCGUUCACCCAGCUUAUACCGACCCUGCGCUGCCAACGAUGAAGUACAGAAGCUUGUAUCCCGGCGUAGAGCGGAUCUUCACGGGGGAUGCAGAGAAGCUGGCGCAAGCGAUGUUGCGUCUCGUCGAGCUUGACGAUCCGCCGCUGCGCCUCCCGUUGCAUCAGAUCGCGUUGGAUACGCUGAAGAGGAAGGGAGCGAGCUUGAUCAAGGCCGCUGAUGACUGGGAGGGGUGGUCAGACGAUAUUUAUCUCAGCCAGUGA